Metopolophium dirhodum (rose-grain aphid) is the source of this 1428-nucleotide messenger RNA. Its product is annotated as translocon-associated protein subunit alpha. The record is from RefSeq and is a predicted model, not a curated record. Lineage: Eukaryota; Metazoa; Arthropoda; Insecta; Hemiptera; Aphididae. Gene Ontology annotation, cellular component: endoplasmic reticulum membrane; endoplasmic reticulum. The transcript has 5 exons. The coding region runs from base 165 to 980 and encodes 271 amino acids.
UACAGCCGGCAACGUCAUUGAGUCCAUUGGCCGCCGUGUGGACGCGUAACGAUGAGGUGCCGUGGUUGUUAGACGUGUCCGUUACUUUCAUCACAUCGUCUCUUAGUAGUUGCUCUCUCGAGGUUCGAAUUUCGUUUGCGAUAAGUACGCUACCUAAUUCGAAGAUGGAGUUCAAGUGGAUAUUGCUGUGUUUGUCCCUGCUUGCCGUGUCCACAGGUGUAGCGCGAGCUGAAGACGAAAUCGACGCAGAUGAAGAGAUGAUUGUUAGCGAGGACCAAGGAUUAGUCGAGACAGAGGGCGAUGAGUCUACGAUCGAAGACUUGGAGCCGACGGAUGCUGACACGUACUUGCUGUUCACCAAACCUGUGUUCGAGGAAAAAGCCAGCAUUGAAUUGCCAGCUGGUCGUUUGUCUGAAUUUCUCGUGGGAUUUACCAAUAAAGGAUCUAAUGAUUUAGUUUUGGAAACUUUGGAUGCUUCACUUCGUUACCCUAUGGAUUUCAAUUUCCACAUUCAAAAUUUCACUACUGUCUUGUUAGAGAAAACCAUUCCACCAGGAUCCCAGGCUACUCUUGGCUAUGCUUUUAUCCCAGCUGACGCAUUUGCCGGACGUCCAUUUGGACUCAGCAUCAAUCUUGCUUAUAGAGACUAUGAAGGAAAACAAAUGAUUAGUAAAUUAUACAACGAUACCGUAAACAUCAUUGAAGUUGAAGAAGGUUUGGAUGGUGAAACUCUGUUUUUGUAUGUCUUAAUGGCUGCUGCGUGUGUUCUUCUUUUGGUCGGUGGACAACAGUUUCUAUACUCUGUGGGCAAGAAACGCGUUGGUGGUGGUCUGCCAAGUCGCACAAGAACAAAUUUGGAAACUGGAACAAAAACUAGCAAACAAAUUGAUAUGGACUGGGUUCCUAAGAAUGUUCUCAAUCACCUAAAUAAACAAAAGGCACAAAGUCCAAAGCAAAAACGUGUGAAGAAAACAGAUUAAUCGAGCAAAGAAAGACUUAAAUUCAUUCAUUUUUCACCAAUGAAUGUAAUCAACUAUCAAAUUCCUUUAGAAAAAAAUUAAAUUCUAAAAAUUGUUGUUGUAAUUCCAUCUGACAACAUUGUGAGAAAUCAGAGUGCAUUUCUAACGUAUUCUUUUUUUGUUAUAUAAAUAGAUACUAAUUUAAUUGGUCUUCUAUUGUAAUUAUUAAAUAUAUAAUUUUGUUUUAUAUCAUAAAUUAAACAAAAUUAUAUUUGUAUGUUUAAUGUUUAAUUAUGUUUUUGUAUAGAUCAUAUUUUGAAAUAACAUUUUUAUCAUACAGAUGCAUUAAUAAUUUUGUGUUUGUAGUUUAUUAAUUUUGUGAAUACUAUAAUUCAAUUUUAUAAAUUAUUCAUACUUGUAUUAUAUACUUAUUCUGAAAAUAAAUGUGUUUGAAAAAAUUAAAAUUAAA